AUGGAUUCCGCUAUCAAGAUGAAGGAGCUAUCGUUGUUCACCGCGAUUCCAUUUGGAAACCGGAGCUUUGAAAUAUACGAAGCCUUUGUCAUCAAAGUCGACAUCGUUGGCGAACUUGAUCUUCUGGCCAUUUACUUCGUUGGCCAGGACCUGUGCCUGGCCUCCCUCCGAACCAACGACCAUCAAACCCAUGCCCAGUGGACGUCCACAUAUGUGUUCCUGCUUGAAGUACACGAUCGGGGGAUUCCGGGGAUCGCACUCUCUGGUCCUGUUUCAAUCCAUCAUCAGAGACGUCGUUGCAAACUCCCUCCAGCCAACUUCGGAGCCUUGCCACAGAAGCACACGUCCGUCACUCACGCCAGUGUAUGGGCCUCGUCCUUUGGAAUCAAAGGCAAUGCUCUCGGGUCCCAGGAACUCAUUCUCGAACCGCAGCAUAGCUCCCAGCAGCCGGUUGCUCGGAUCCUUGAGCAUGGUGGCGGCAUUUUGGACUGGCGGCUCCACAUACUUUGCCUGAAAGCUGGGGAUCUGCCUCACGAAGCUGAGACGCAGCGGGUCCAUUGCGACGAUCACGACGAGCAAGCCGCACAAAGCCCGGCAUGUUACGAGCGUGUUUUUCUGGAGCUUCUCAACAGCCAUCUACUGUCAGCUUACACACGCAGACCUCGGCUGCAAGAAGACAGCCGGCAUCUUUUCAUGCGAAAAGAUGGUGGGCAAUUUUCCAAUCACACGGUACUUGUUUUAUGGCCCCAACCAAGAUCCCGCGAGAGCUCUGGUGGACCUACUAUACAAAAUCUCUUCUCUUCUGUUUUCUCCAGGGACACGAUUUUGACCAGUAGGCGGAGUCUCGUUGCCGAUCUCGAGACAACGUGAAGGUAGAGUAGAGCACUUACAAGAAUUACUUACAAUUUAAGAGUCCAGAACAUUAAAAAAUAAAACAACAUAUCGUGCAGUGA
Selaginella moellendorffii is the source of this 953-nucleotide messenger RNA. RefSeq lists its product as uncharacterized. NCBI's taxonomy places the organism in Eukaryota, Viridiplantae, Streptophyta, Lycopodiopsida, Selaginellales, Selaginellaceae. The record is from RefSeq and is a predicted model, not a curated record. Bases 1 to 870 code for a protein of 289 amino acids. The transcript has 7 exons.